Molecule: messenger RNA, 312 nt
Organism: Prunus armeniaca (apricot)
Lineage: Eukaryota; Viridiplantae; Streptophyta; Magnoliopsida; Rosales; Rosaceae
Source: the annotation of a GenBank genome assembly
AUGGCAAAGGGUAAGGGUAAGGCAAUGACUGUUACUAUUUACAUGAAUAGUAACAGCCCUUGCAAAAGGUUUGUGGUGUUUCCACCCAUUGUCAUGACAACUACUAUUCACAUAAGAUAUGAGGAGAUGAAUUUGUAUAGAGUUUUGAUCAAACCCAAGCAACAACUCAGGCUGUUCUUGCCUUUGGGUCAGCCCAGGCUUGUGGAGCCCACCAACAGCCCUGGCAGCAUUUGUUCGCUGGAAACCCUUUUUGGGCCUAGGCCCCCCUUGCCCAGACAAAGGGUAGGCCCCCCUUGCCCGGACAAAGGGUAG